Messenger RNA from Dama dama (fallow deer), 5002 nucleotides. RefSeq names its product zinc finger MYM-type containing 2 (gene ZMYM2). The record is from RefSeq and is a predicted model, not a curated record. The transcript is spliced from 27 exons. Gene Ontology annotation, molecular function: zinc ion binding. Bases 269 to 4531 code for a protein of 1420 amino acids. NCBI's taxonomy places the organism in Eukaryota, Metazoa, Chordata, Mammalia, Artiodactyla, Cervidae.
GCGGCCGCCGCCUCCGCCUCCUCACCAGCGCUAAAGCCGGGACUGGACCGAGCGGAGUUGCGCGUGUUGCCGAAGGGGGGUGGGCCGGGGGCGGGGAGGUUCGUUCCGCGGAGCCGCAGCCAGAACCGGGACCAGGAGUCGAAUUCAUCCCUACCUGGUGCAUCUUUGGCUGAGCGUGAGGAGGACAACACCCCGAUUUUCUACCACUUUAUUGCUACCAGCCCAUCUCCCUGCACCCUCGUGCACACAUGCUCAGUCAUGUAAUCCCAUGGACUUCAGCCCGCCAGGCUCCUCUCUGUCCAUGGACUUUUCCAGGGUCUUUGGCAUGGACACAGGUUCAGCAGGAGGAUUGGAAGUGACUGAUCAGACUCCUGUUCUAUUGGGGAGGACGGCCAUGGCAGCUAGUCUCACGGAUGUAGGAAAUUCGUUUAGUGGGCCACCUAAUCCUUUAGUGAAUAGAUCUAAUAAAUUUCAGAGCUCAUCAGUAGAAGACGAUGAUGAUGUUGUGUUUAUUGAACCAGUACAACCACCUCCUCCUUGUGCACCAGUGGUGGCUGAUCAAAGAACCAUAACAUUUACAUCAUCGAAAAAUGAAGAUCUGCCAGGAAAUGAUUCCAAAAUUCUUCCUUCCUCAAAAGAAUUGGCUUCUCAGAAGGGGAGUGUAAGUGAGACGAUCGUCAUUGACGAUGAGGAGGAUAUGGAAACAAAUCAAGGGCAAGAGAAAAAUUCCUCCAGUUUUAUUGAACGGAGACCAUCCGAGUCUAAAAACAGAACCAAUGAUGUGGAUUUCUCCCCUUCCAGUUUUUCAAGAAGUAAGGUAAAUGCAGGAAUGGGUAAUAGUGGUAUCACCACAGAACCAGACUCUGAGAUUCAGAUCGCUAACGUUACGACCUUAGAAACAGGCGUCGGCUCUGUGAGUGAUGGCCAGUUAGAACACACUGACGGGAGAGACAUGAACCUGAUGAUCACACAUGUAACAUCCCUGCAGAAUGCCAGCUUGGGAGAUGUCUCUAAUGGACUGCAGUCAAGUAAUUUUGGUGUUAAUAUGCAAACAUACACCCCGUCUUUAACUUCACAGACCAAGACUGCAGUAGGACCUUUCAAUCCUGGUAGAAUGAAUGUGGCAGGAGACGCGUUUCAGAACGGAGAGUCUGCAGCUCAUCACAACCCUGAUUCUUGGAUCUCCCAGUCAGCAUCCUUUCCCCGUAAUCAGAAACAGCCAGGGGUGGAUUCUUUAUCACCAGUGGCCUCGCUUCCUAAACAGAUUUUCCAGCCUUCUGCCCAACAGCAACCCACUAAACCAGUUAAAGUCACUUGUGCAAACUGCAAAAAACCUCUGCAGAAGGGACAGACAGCUUAUCAGCGAAAAGGAUCAGCUCACCUCUUCUGUUCUACCACCUGCCUUUCUUCCUUCUCUCACAAGCCUGCUCCAAAGAAACUUUGUGUUAUGUGUAAAAAAGAUAUAACUACAAUGAAAGGAACCAUUGUUGCUCAAGUGGACUCGAGUGAAUCCUUCCAGGAGUUCUGUAGCACAUCUUGUCUGUCUCUCUAUGAAGACAAACAGAAUCCUACUAAAGGAGCUCUGAAUAAAUCAAGAUGUACAAUUUGUGGUAAACUAACAGAGAUUCGCCAUGAAGUUAGCUUUAAAAACAUGACUCAUAAGCUGUGCAGUGACCAUUGCUUUAACAGAUACAGGAUGGCUAAUGGCCUUAUAAUGAACUGCUGUGAGCAGUGCGGCGAGUACCUGCCCAGCAAAGGAGCUGGAAACAAUGUCCUGGUUGUUGAUGGUCAGCAGAAGAGGUUUUGCUGCCAGAGUUGUGUCAGUGAAUACAAGCAGGUAGGUAGCCAUCCAGGCUUCCUGAAGGAGGUUCGAGAUCACACACCGGACUCUUUCCUCACGCAGCCUGAGGAUCACACUGAAGUGGUGCAUGGUGGGCACGAAUACCUCGGCAGCAGUACACGUCCUUGUGCAACAUCAGACCAGCAGAAAUAUGGAAAACUGACCACUUGUACUGGUUGCCGAACACAAUGCAGAUUUUUUGAUAUGACUCAGUGUAUAGGUCCUAAUGGGUAUAUGGAGCCAUAUUGUUCAACGGCUUGCAUGAAUAGUCAUAAGACAAAAUAUGCAAAAUCACAAAGUUUGGGAAUUAUUUGCCAUUUUUGUAAGCGGAACUCUUUACCUCAGUAUCAAGCCACAAUGCCUGAUGGAAAGUUGUAUAACUUUUGCAAUUCCAGUUGUGUGGCUAAAUUCCAGGCUCUCAGCAUGCAGUCGUCUCCCAACGGCCAGUUUGUAGCACCAAGUGAUAUUCAAUUGAAGUGCAACUAUUGCAAAAAUUCUUUCUGUUCAAAGCCAGAAAUCUUGGAAUGGGAGAACAAAGUUCAUCAAUUCUGCAGCAAAACUUGUUCAGAUGACUAUAAGAAGCUGCAUUGCAUAGUUACAUAUUGCGAAUACUGUCAAGAGGAGAAGACUCUUCAUGAAACAGUAAAUUUCUCUGGCGUUAAGAGACCUUUCUGUAGUGAAGGCUGCAAACUGUUGUACAAACAGGACUUUGCAAGGCGUUUAGGACUGAGGUGUGUGACUUGCAAUUACUGCUCUCAGCUGUGUAAGAAGGGGGCGACAAGGGAGCUGGAUGGCGUGGUGCGGGACUUCUGCAGCGAGGAGUGCUGCCGUCGCUUCCAGGACUGGUACUACAAGGCUGCCAGGUGUGACUGCUGUAAGUCUCAAGGAGCCCUUCGGGAGAGGGUGCAGUGGCGUGGUGAGAUGAAGCACUUCUGUGACCAGCAUUGCCUGUUACGCUUCUACUGCCAGCAGAGUGAGCCCAACAUGACGACCCAGCGGGGACCCGAGAACUUACACUAUGAUCAGGGUUGUCAGACGUCCCGAACCAAAAUGACAGGCUCAGCACCACCCCCUUCUCCAACCCCCAACAAGGAGAUGAAGAACAAGGCGGUUCUGUGCAAACCUUUGACUAUGACCAAGGCGACCUACUGCAAACCCCACAUGCAGAGCAAGUCCUGUCAGACAGAUGGCGACUGGAGGACGGAGUACGUGCCUGUGCCCAUCCCCGUGCCCGUGUACGUCCCAGUGCCCAUGCACAUGUACAGCCAGAGCAUCCCCGUGCCCACCACCGUGCCUGUGCCCGUGCCAGUCCCUGUGUUUCUGCCUGCCCCCCUGGACAGUGGUGAGAAGACUGCUGUGGCCGAAGAGCUGAAAAGCACAGGUUCUUCAGAUGCCCUGGGUACAGAGCUGCUGACCAUGACGGACAUGACUGAGGACGAGGGGAAGGCGGAAGGCGCCGACCUCCACAGUGUCAUUAUUGAAACGGACAUAAUUGGUUCUGACCUCUUAAAGAGUGCUGAGCCUGAGACCCAGUCCAGCAUGCCUGAUGUGCCAUAUGAGCCAGAGUUGGAUAUUGAAAUAGACUUUCCCAGAGCUGCUGAGGAGCUUGAUAUGGAAAAUGAGUUUUUAUUACCACCUGUUUUUGGAGAAGAAUAUGAGGAACAGCCUAGACCUCGAUCUAAAAAAAAGGGCACCAAGAGGAAGGCGGUGUCAGGCUACCAGUCUCACGACGACAGCUCUGACAAUUCCGAGUGCAGCUUCCCUUUCAAGUACGCGUAUGGGGUCAAUGCCUGGAGACACUGGGUCCGGACGAGGCGGCUCGAGGAAGACCUUCUGGUGUUAGACGGGCUGACACCUCCUAAGUCAGUGAAGUUGAAAGAGGAUCUGCUCUCUCACACCACGGCUGAGCUGGACUAUGGCCUGGCCCACUUUGUCAAUGAGAUCCGAAGGCCCAAUGGGGAGAACUAUGCACCCGAUAGCAUCUACUAUCUCUGCCUUGGAAUUCAGGAGUACUUGUGUGGUAGUAAUCGAAAAGACAACAUAUUUAUUGAUCCAGGAUACCAGACAUUUGAGCAAGAAUUGAAUAAGAUACUCCGAAGUUGGCAACCAAGCAUACUUCCAGACGGGUCAAUAUUUUCUCGAGUUGAAGAAGAUUAUCUCUGGAGGAUAAAACAGCUAGGAUCACACUCUCCAGUAGCUCUUCUGAACACCCUGUUCUACUUUAACACUAAGUAUUUUGGCCUGAAAACAGUGGAACAGCACUUACGGCUUUCCUUUGGCACUGUGUUUAGGCACUGGAAAAAAAACCCUUUAACCAUGGAAAAUAAAGCCUGUCUUCGGUACCAGGUGUCUUCCUUGUGCGGAACAGAUAGUGAAGAUAAAAUUACUACUGGAAAAAGAAAACAUGAAGAUGAUGAGCCAGUAUUUGAACAAAUUGAAAAUACAACCAAUCCUUCUAGAUGUCCUGUGAAAAUGUUUGAAUGCUACUUAUCUAAGAGUCCACAGAAUCUUAAUCAGAGAAUGGAUGUUUUUUAUUUGCAACCAGAAUGCUCUAGCUCUGCAGACAGCCCUGUCUGGUACUCGUCCGCCUCACUGGACCGAAACACCUUGGAAAACAUGCUUGUACGGGUUCUUUUAGUAAAAGAUAUUUAUGAUAAAGACAAUUACGAACUGGAUGAAGACACAGACUAAAAAAAGGAAGGAUUCAGAAGCAGUCGGGAUAACAGCGUUAGGCAGUCAUGCUGCUAGAUCUUCAUUAUGGAAACAUUUCAGGUUUACUUCUCCUGUUCUGGGUUUUGUAGCAGUGCACCCACACCGGGUACUACCAUGUAAAUAAUCUGUGAGUGAAGUUGCCAUUAUUCUAUGUAGUGGUUUUAGGAUACUUACAAAUACAUUCAAAUUCUUUUUUUUUUUAUUAUUAUUUAUUUGAUUAGGUAUGUUUGUAACUUUUUACAUUACAAAAUAUGAAUGAGAAUGUGCCAUGUAUAAUUUUUUCUUGUAGUAAGAAACAUCCAUAUUGCACCACUCUGCUGUUGCAAAGCUUCCUGGAAAGGGGGCUCUUCUGCUGGGUUUCUGACCAGAUGGUUGUGUGUGGGGAGCACCUACUAAAAGUUUAGAACUUGCAGUGUCUUUCAGAAUUUUUAAAAUAAACUGUAAACUAAU